Molecule: messenger RNA, 2625 nt
Organism: Melitaea cinxia (Glanville fritillary)
Lineage: Eukaryota; Metazoa; Arthropoda; Insecta; Lepidoptera; Nymphalidae
Gene: pav
Product: kinesin-like protein KIF23
Exons: 1
Coding region: 1-2625 (874 amino acids)
Biological process (GO): microtubule-based movement
Cellular component (GO): nucleus; kinesin complex; microtubule
Molecular function (GO): microtubule motor activity; ATP binding; ATP hydrolysis activity
Source: RefSeq, a predicted model, not a curated record
AUGAAAUCCGCAAAAUCGAAACAGAGACUAAACGAAAUGCGGACUCCGGCGAGAAGUAAACAAAACUUAAAUCAGGGCGAACGAGAUCCUGUUCAAGUUUUCUGUCGAUUGCGACCUAUGCAACGAGAUACAGAUAUAUCAUGUAUAAAAAUAAUAUCGCCUACAACUGUGCUGAUGUCACCUCCAGCGUCAGCGAUAAGCUACAGGAAUGAAGGUAAUAGAACUAUGAAGUAUACAUUCAAAGAAGUGUUCCCGCCAGAAGCGAAUCAACAAGAAGUUUUCGAUAAAGUCGCUUUACCAUUAGUGGAAGGUUUGAUUAAAGGUAAAAAUGGUUUAUUAUUCACAUAUGGUGUAACAGGCAGCGGAAAGACGUUCACAAUGACAGGCGAACCCCUAAACUGUGGUAUUUUGCCACGAUGUUUGAAUAUUAUAUUCAAAAGUAUAAACGAACUCCAGGCGCAUAAAUAUAUCUUUAAACCUGAUAAAAUGAACAUGUUCGAUAUUCAAUCUGAAGCAGAAGCUAUGCUGGAGAGGCAGCAGGAGUUACACAAGUUCAAAAGUGGUAAAAAAAAUAAUUCAAACCCCGAUUUAGCUAUGUCAGAUACCGAUUUAACUAAAAUUGAAGGUGUGAACGAAGACAAUCAGUAUGCUGUGUUCGUUACAUACGUAGAAAUUUACAAUAAUAGCGUUUUUGAUUUGUUGGAAGAUGGACCGGCAAUUUGUAAAAAUUUACCUGUAAAAAUUAUUAGAGAAGACGCAGCACAUAACAUGUAUGUGCAUGGCGUAACUGAAAUAGAAAUUAAGUCGGCAGAGGAAGCAUUUGAUGCUUUCUAUUUGGGUUUGAAACGUAAACGAAUGGCUCACACAACUCUCAAUGCAGAAUCGAGUAGAAGUCAUUCCGUUUUCACAAUCAGGUUGGUGCAGGCACCAGUUGAUGAGAUGGGCGAGGCUGUGAUACAAAAUAAGAAGUUCCUAUCUAUUAGUCAGCUCAGUCUUGUUGAUUUAGCUGGAAGUGAACGAACAAACAGAACUAAAAAUACUGGACAGAGGUUAAGAGAGGCGGGGAAUAUUAACAAGUCAUUAAUGACAUUAAGAACUUGCAUGGAAGCUUUACGAGAGAAUCAGAUCAAUGGUACAAAUAACAUGGUGCCGUACAGAGAAUCUAAAAUUACACAUUUGUUCAAAAACUUCUUUGAAGGAGAGGGUCAAGUUAGGAUGGUCGUUUGUGCAAAUCCAAGAGCCGAAGAUUAUGAUGAGACCCUCCAAGUUAUGCGGUUCGCUGAAAUGGCAGCGGAGGUUGAGGUUGCAAAACCACAAAUCACAGAUGUUGCUGCUACCAUUGGUUUAAUGUCUGGUCGUAGAAAAGCUAACAGGCUAUUUAACACAGCUAGAGACAACAUCAUUAGACCCGAAGCUAAGGAUCUGGAACUGGAUUUAGGGCUUGUUUACAGCCUCGGCCCUGACUUUCCUAGUCUGGAACUAAAUAGCUCUCAAGCAUCACAUAUCAUUAAAGAGCUGAUGGCACAUUUGGAAAUGAGGAUUAACCGUAGGGAGACACUAAAAAGAAGCAAGGCUAUUAAGGAUGAAAGAUUAAGGUCUGCUCUAUUAGAGUUAGAGAAAGAGUCUUUAGAAGUAAGAAGUGAAAAUGCCUCUUUGCGUGGUCAGUUAGCGUCAGCGGAGCGCCGUGUUAGGGCUCUAGAAGAGAGACUUACAGCUACUGAAAAUGCGUCACUAUCUCAUCAGAGAAAAUUAGCUGAAAUGACUGAAUACACAUCUUCAUUGAAACGUGACUUACAGGAAAAGGAAUUACUUCUUAGCCAAAACAAAUUGGACAAGGAGAAACAAAAGAAAAUUCUAGAGCGUAGAUAUCAUCACAAAAUCGCCGCUGAACAUGAGAAAGCCAAGGAAAUCAACUCUGAAAAAGAGCGAUUACGAAAUGCGAUUGAAGAGAAGGAAAAUCGCUUGAGAAUCAUAGCGGAGGCUUUAAAUGGUGAUCGUGGGGAUAACGUUGAUAGUCACAAACAUACAGGAGAGAUGGGCGCUCAGACCAGUGUGCGGGAUUUUACACCUGGAUCUACACCGAGGGCGUUACCAGCACAUUUGUUAACGCCUUUCAGCUCUGCACCACAAACGAGAGAAACAAGAGAUACUCCAGCAUCAUCGCGACGUGGAGUCGCCAUCGCCAACCCACGUCAUAGACGGUCACUUUCCGCAGACGGUAAAGGUUGGGUUGAACACGCACCAAAUAAAAUCGUUCCAAUGGGUACAGUUAUGAAGCCAAAUAUAAACAACAGCAAGUUUGUCAACAAACUGACUAAUGUUAAAGACAUCGCUAACUCCAAGUCAUCGAAAUACUGUCUUAUUUCCCAAGAACAAGACACAGACGGGGAGCUAGAGACAAAACUGUACAAAGGAGACAUUGUACCAACAUGUGGUGGAGGUGCUCAAGUUAUAUUCAACGAUGUUGAGAUGUUGAAGCAGUUUUCGCCAACAAAAGAACGCGAAUCUUCUAGAAGGACAUCCGGUAAUUGCGCUAGACAUUCAGCGAAAAGGCGGGAAACAGGUAGUUCGCCGCCUCAAACACCAUCAAACACGAGUAAGAAACAGAGAGUCGACGAUGAAUAA